UUAUGUCAUUUUUGAAAUUCAUUGAGCUUCUUAUUGGUUCGAUUCAGCUUUUUUUUUUUAAUUUGUAUUACAUAUUUUUCUGAUUCCAAAUGCUGGUUUGUUUAUAGAGUUUUUUCUUUUUUCUUUCUUCAUUCAAUCGAAUUCUUAUAUGGGAUAAUCUAAGAGAUGGCGAGGUGGGGUUUAUUUUUCCUAAUGAGUUCAUUUAAUGCUUUGUUUUAUCACUGGGAAAACUGAAUAAAUAUCAAAAUUUCUUUUGGAAAAAUAAUGCCAGGUUAUUGACAAUGGAAAUUAAAAUUUUCUGUUUUUUCAUAUUUUCUUCACCUUUUCUUUUAAAUGAAGCUGUAUUAUACUCAAUUUUUGCGGUUAUAUUUGAUUGCGACAGGUGACAUCUGGGGUUUUUGAAUGAUCUAACCUAAGUGGAGUGGCAGAACUUUUUUAAUAUAUUUAGUUGAUUCUUAAUUCAUUUGAUGCUCAAAAUAUUGUUCACAAAAUAGUUUCAUGUGGUAAACCUGAGCAAAUGAUAUAGUUGCAUAAAUUGAUGGAAAAAGAAGGCACUUAUUGGGCAUUGGCGAGUUGUGUUCUAAUGCAGUGCAUAGAUGGCUCUAACUUAGAAUAAGAAAGGAUAUGGUAGAGAGUAAUUUUAAUAAAGAAACAGUUGGAUGCACGGGGACAACUGAUACUCAGACUGGAAAUCAAGGUUCAGGUCUUCGCAGGGAGCCUUCCUUCUCUCGCUGGGUCGAUGACGAUGGGACAAUCCAUUUGGAAAGCCGUUCAGAGAAUAGUGAUUCAACUGUAGAAGACUCUGAUUUUGAGUUACCUAUGCUUAAUCAGAGUGAGUUACAAAAUGGGUUUGUUGAAGGGGUUAGAUACAGUAAAUUUUCAGAGCAAAGUAUGCACUUGAAUGGUAGUAGAACCAUGGAAGACAGACAUGGAGGAGAUAGAGAUGGAAAAUAUGAACCUUUUGAUAUUGAAAAUGAGUAUGCUGGGGACAUAAGAUCAUCAAAUAUUGGUAUUGAUGGAGCCAAUUCUACUGGCAAUCCAAAAGCAUUGUCACUGAAUUCUAACAGCCCUGUUUCUUCAGUGGAUGUGUUGAAGACAUUGUUCUUUAUACUUGUAUGGUACACUUUCAGCACAUUUUUGACCUUGUACAACAAAACCUUGUUGGGAGAUGACUUGGGAAAGUUUCCAGCUCCCUUAUUGAUGAAUACUGUUCACUUCACCAUGCAAGCUGUUUUAUCAAAGGUGAUCACGUGGUAUUGGUCUCAUAGAUUUCAGCUUACCGUUCCAAUGUCAUGGAGGGAUUACUUCUAUAGAGUUGUACCUACGGCUCUUUCAACAGCACUGGAUGUUAAUCUGAGCAAUGCAUCCCUGGUUUUCAUAUCUGUUACUUUUGCUACAAUGUGUAAAUCUGCAGCACCUAUAUUUCUUCUCCUAUUUGCAUUUGCAUUAAGGUUGGAAUCUCCAAGCCUUAAGCUAUUAGGAAUUAUCUUGGUAAUCUCUGUUGGGAUUCUAUUAACAGUUGCAAAGGAGACAGAUUUCGAGUUUUGGGGUUUUGUUUUUGUCAUGCUUGCUGCUGUUAUGUCUGGUUUUCGCUGGUGCAUGACUCAAAUACUUUUGCAGAAAGAAGCCUAUGGAUUGAAAAACCCACUUACCUUCAUGAGCUACGUGACUCCAGUGAUGGCAGUUGUGACAGCUCUUCUUUCUCUCUUCUUGGAUCCAUGGGAUGAUUUCCAGAAGAACAAAUAUUUUAACAGUUCAUGGCAUAUUGCUCGAAGUUGCUUGUUGAUGCUUUUUGGUGGAACACUGGCAUUCUUUAUGGUUUUAACAGAGUACAUCCUCGUUUCUGUAACAAGUGCAGUUACAGUGACAAUAGCUGGAGUUGUGAAGGAGGCUGUCACCAUAUUGGUUGCAGUAUUUUACUUCCAUGAUGAGUUUACCUGGUUAAAAGGAGCUGGACUCUUCACAAUCAUGGUUGGAGUCAGCUUAUUCAACUGGUACAAAUACCGAAAGCUGCAGAAGGGUAAACAAGAAGUAGAUGAAACAGCGGGGUCAUCCCCAACUAAGCAUGCUGCGAAGUACGUCAUUGUUGAGGAGAUGGAGGAUCAAGAUGAUGUCUCUAGAGAGCUUUAGAGAUCAUACAAUGUCCAUUCGGUAAACCUAUUUUAACAGGAGAUACUGAGCAGAGUACUGCCAGCUUUUAGCUCUCAGGGUUCUCCGGUUACUUUGCUUGAUGCAAACUGUGCGUGUAGUUUACCUACUAUAAUGUUGGUGGCUAAACAGGAAGGUUUCCUACAUUAGUACAAGUCACAAACAAUUUUUUGACAUUUUGCUGUUCAUUUUAAAGUGGAAAACAGGUUUGUAUGAAAUGUUUCAUCAAGUUUUCAGUAGGGGGAAUGCCUUUUUUCAUAAAUAUGCGAUUUCCCAUACCUAGUUUAAUGUUAGUUUGAUUGUCAUUAUUUUCACUUGACAUUUCUUAAGAAAUUGAAGAUACAUAUUGUUAUAAUGAGUUGUAGUAGAUCAAGUUGCAGAUUAUAAUCCUAGAUCCAUAUUUUUAUGCCAUCAUGUUAGACGGUUGUUGUUGUUGCACUGAAUGUAAAUAAGUUUGAGUGUAAUUUUCAUGAAACUCAGUUUAAAGGCCUUAAUGGUAGAUGAAAAUUUUUUUAAUUCUUUUUUAAACUUUCCUUUUUUUAUUAUUUUUUUAAAAACGAAAAUAUCAAUAGAGUUUUAGGGUGUUUGAGAGAGGAAUUUUGGAAUUUUUAAAAAUUUAAAAAUGCAAGCGUAUU
This is a messenger RNA of Durio zibethinus, 2783 nucleotides long. Its product is annotated as putative sugar phosphate/phosphate translocator At1g06470. NCBI's taxonomy places the organism in Eukaryota, Viridiplantae, Streptophyta, Magnoliopsida, Malvales, Malvaceae. The record is from RefSeq and is a predicted model, not a curated record.